AUGGCUUUCGGCUUCAGGCGGGGGCCCAAGCUCUCGGCCAUUCCGGUCAUACUACUUUUAUUUCUCGGCGGCGUCUGGUGGCUCACGUCUCAUCCCUUUCCCUCCUUCCAGCUUUCCACCCCUAGGAGCAAAGGUCCACCUGCCGUCGAAAUCGUUGUCGCGAGUAUGAAACACGAGGACACCCGCUGGAUCCCCCGUUACAUCGCCGAGUGGCCCCGCCAAGUCUACGUCGUCGACGACCCCCACAGCCCGCUCACAGUCCCCGUGAACAAAGGCCGCGAGGCAAUGGUGUAUCUAACCCACCUAAUCGACAACUACGACCACCUCGCCGACACCACCAUCUUCAUCCACGCCUCCCGCUUCCAGUGGCACAACGACGACCCAGACUACGACGCCCUCCCGACACUCCGCCACCUCAACAUGUCGUUCGUGCAGGAGGCUGGCUACACGAAUCUACGCUGCGUAUGGGUCCUGGGUUGCCCUGUCGAGAUCAGGCCGUUUGACGACGAGCUACGCGUGGACCAGCUUCCCGACGGCACGAAGUUGGCAACAAAACACAUCUUCAAACAGGCCUUCCACGAGCUACUACCCGACAUUGACGUCCCAGUCGCGGUCGGCGUGACCUGCUGCUCGCAGUUUGCCGUGACGAAGGAGACUGUCCAGCGGCGCCCACGGGCAGAUUACGUCCGCUUCCGGCAGUGGCUCAUAGAAACGUCUCUCGUGGAUGACCUGAGUGGGAGGGUGUUGGAAUAUUCGUGGCACAUUAUCUUCGGUAAGCCGGCCGUGCACUGCCCUCGCGCUCAGGACUGCUACUGUAAUAUGUGGGGCCUCUGCGACUUGACCUGCGUGGACCGCGAAUGUACCGGUCGAUAUACCCUCCCCUCGUCGGCGACACUUCCCAAUGGGUGGCCACGCAUCGGCUGGGAGGGGGAACAAAGGGAAUACUCAAGUCCCAUUCCUUAG
Messenger RNA from Phialemonium atrogriseum, 963 nucleotides. RefSeq lists its product as uncharacterized. The record is from RefSeq and is a predicted model, not a curated record. Lineage: Eukaryota; Fungi; Ascomycota; Sordariomycetes; Cephalothecales; Cephalothecaceae. The coding region runs from base 1 to 963 and encodes 320 amino acids. The transcript is spliced from 2 exons.